Ostrea edulis (European flat oyster) is the source of this 2437-nucleotide messenger RNA. RefSeq lists its product as uncharacterized. Gene Ontology annotation, cellular component: nucleus; cytosol. Gene Ontology annotation, biological process: purine ribonucleoside salvage. The record is from RefSeq and is a predicted model, not a curated record. The coding region runs from base 136 to 1347 and encodes 403 amino acids. The transcript has 2 exons. Gene Ontology annotation, molecular function: adenosine kinase activity. Lineage: Eukaryota; Metazoa; Mollusca; Bivalvia; Ostreida; Ostreidae.
AUAAAUAAAAUAAUGCUUUUGUCAACCCGCUUUGCACCCCUCGCGGACUGAUUUUGUUUUCUCCUGUGCCGAACCCCUAAUUAUUCACUACGAUAGCAUAAGUAGAUCAUUAGAUAGCCACCAUCAGUUAUAUAAAUGGAACUGACGCGCGGGAGCCUUAUCUUACGGAAAGUUGUUCAUACGCCACGUGGUUUAACGGGGUACUAUCGACACUUUUGGCCGAUUUCAUGUAGACACCUUUAUCUAUCGUCAGGGCCCUCACUGUCAAUACACAGCCAGGUCAACAGACUAUAUAGCACAAUGGGAAGCUCCAUACCAGAAGGAAUACUAUUGGGUAUAGGGAACCCCUUGUUAGAUAUGACCAUCAUUGGAGCAGAUGCUGAAAAGAUGCUUAAAGAAUAUGAGCUGUCAUCAAACAAUGCUAUACUCGCUAAAAAGAAGCAUGAAAGUUUAUUUGAAAAAUGUGUGAAAGAAUGCAAACCAAUUUAUCUUGCUGGUGGUGCAACGCAGAAUACCAUCCGAGUGGCCCAGUGGCUCCUUCAGCAACCAAAUGCCACCACAUUUUUUGGUGGUGCAGGAAAUGAUAUGUAUGAAGAGAUUUUAUUCAAGAAAGCUACAGAGGUGGGAGUUAAUGUAAAAUAUGAUAUUCAUCCUGAAAAAUCCACCGGGAAAUGCUGUGCCAUCAUCACUGGUGAGGAUAGGUCACUGGUAACAGAUUUAGGGGCUGCACAGUUAUUUAACAUAGAAUUCUUAAACAGGCCAGAAAUCUGGAAUCUGGUGGAAAAAGCCAAGUAUUUUUACAUUGGCGGAUUUGUUUUACCUGAAAGUAAACCUGCAGUAAUGAAAAUUCUCAAACAUGCAGCUGAAAAUGACAAAGUUGUGAUCAUGAAUCUUCAUGCCACAUUUCUGUGUUCCCAUUUUGCAGACUCUGAAUUGAAUAUCUUGUAUUAUGUUGAUGUCUUGUUUGGAAAUGGAGAGGAAGCAGCAGAGCUUGCUAGGGAAAUGAGGUUUAGCACUUCUGAUAUUAAAGAAAUUGCUCAAAAAACUGUCAACUUACCGAAGCUCAACCAUCGACAUGGCAGGACUGUGAUUUUCACUCAGGGCCGUUCUCCAACCAUCAUAGGAAGACGAAACGAAAUCCAGGAACUUCCAGUGGUGCCGGUAGAGAGACAUUUGAUUAAAGACACUAAUGGAUGUGGGGACUCUUUUGUGGGGGGAUUUCUAUCACAGUUUGUACAAGGAAAACGCACUGAAAUCUGUCUACAGUGUGGCACCUAUGCUGCUAGAGAAGUCAUUCAAAACUAUGGGUGCCAUUUUCCAGAAAAACCUAACUUUUUAGUAGAAUGAUUUUAUCAGUCUUCUAUUAAUCUUUUUAGCAUUUUUACUGUAGAAGCUACAGCCCAGAAUUUGUUCCUUUGAUGCCCCACAAAAACAUAUUCCAUAUACAGCAUGAUGUGACCUUGAAGAUUUGUCAGUUGGUAUAUGCUAGCAUUGUUGAUUUUUAUUUAAUUAAUGAGUACAUUUUUUUUGCACAUGAUGAUGAGUAUUUCAUUCUGAAUCAAACAAUUGGCUAUAGAAAGGUAAAUCUAUUGUAGUUGAACUCAUUUUGAUAAAUAAUUGGUGCAGAGCCAGAUGUGGGAAUUUUUCAGAUCUCGAAAUAUUUUUGAUCUGUUUGUUCUGCAGAUUAGAGCUUAUUUGAGGCAUUAUGUGAUAAAUAAAUCUUUCAGCAGAGCGUCAUUAGGAUAGAUAUGUCAAAUUGUCAGCGUUGUUGCAUCACCCAUGAUUGCAAUUGCCAUGACGGAGGAAAUUCUGUGAUGUUUAGUUUUGUAUUGCAUGUAAUAGGUUGUGAAAACCUCAGUCUUGACAUGUUUGUGCCAUAUAUUAGUAGUAUGGAAGACCGUGCAUUGAUUUUUAUACUAAUAUGAACUUACCUAAAAUUUAUCUAACUCAUGUAUUUAUUGUACAUAUAUCAGGGACAUUUGUAUUCAUACUCAUUAAGUAUGAAAAGAAUUCAUGGCCAGUCAAUUGCUAUUAUUAUACUUGUUUACGUGUAAUUUUCAAUGGCGUGAUUAUACUUUCAGAUAGCUAUUAAAAUGAUUGUAUACAUGUACUUAGAAACUAACAGUAUUAAUUUUGGUAAACAUUUAAUAUCAGCUGUUAUAUUCCAAAUGGUGUAUAGAUAUUUUUUGACAAUUUACACAUGAUAUGAUUGUCUUGUCUCAGUAUCUGUGAUUUUUAAAGAAAUCACUUGCUAUGAUUUAUCCUCAGGAAAAGAUUCAUUGUAACUGGAAAUAUUUGUAGCAUUAUAACUCUGAUGUGUCUGUGUACUUACGUCUCUGUGUUAUUGCUCUGAACAUGGCUGCCAAUCAGGAAUGUAUGCAAAUAAAUGUUCAGAUGAUGUUAAUAGAGAAUAAAUGCUGAUGUUAUAGUGCUGACA